Molecule: messenger RNA, 990 nt
Organism: Caenorhabditis bovis
Lineage: Eukaryota; Metazoa; Nematoda; Chromadorea; Rhabditida; Rhabditidae
Source: the annotation of a GenBank genome assembly
AUGGCUGAUGCGAACUGCACUGAUAUGAUCAAUUUGUCGAGUUCAACUAGCUUGAAAAUCUCGUUGUCAUUCAAUUUGGUCGUCUCUAUGACAGCAUUUCCGCUCCUUUUAUGGGCUAAUUAUCAAUUAUGGAUGAUGCCUUUCGCGAAAUUGUUUCAUGUCAAUAUCAAGAUUCUCAUUCAGCUUCAUCUUCUCGGCUUCAUUAUCCAUUGUUGUGGAAGAAUAACCUUGCAUUCAUUGGAUUUGCAUAAUUAUUUGCUUCUGGACAACCCUUGCUAUAUGAUUCCGAAUAUUUACAGAUGUUUCAUAUUCCGUUUAAUGUACAACAUCGGCAUUUGGGUGACCGGCUGCUCGGCGAUUUUUCUAACAAUCGAACGAUGGAUCGCAACGUGGAAGUCGUUGAAUUACGAGAAUUGCUCACCAUUAAUUGGGGUCCUAUUGUCACUACUCCAGUGCAUUCUCGCCGCAAUUCCACUAAGUUUCGCCUAUUCGAACACAAAAUUCGAUGGAGUUUAUAUGCCAUAUUGUUCAGUUUACAAGCCGUCAUUUCCAAGAGUCGCCAAAUUCAACGCGAUCGCCGUCAUCGUAGCCCAAUUAUUCUCGCGCAUCGCCUUCGGACGCCUCUACAAUUGGAAUUUUCGCGAAAGAACGACAAACCUUGAGUCAUCGUUGUCGAAAAGAUUCCAAUUAGAGCAGAAUAUGCAAUCGAUGUACUGUCUGAAAGUGAACGCGAAUCUGUGCUCCGUGUUCACAUUCCUCCAAUCCGGCUCAUUUCUGCUGCUCAUCCAUGUUGCUGCGACUCUUCCAUCUCACACAUACCUCACCCUCAUGGAGUAUAAUUCUGGAUACCCAUUGUUCGCUAUAAUUACAAUUCUGGUCAUGUCGAAAACUAUUACUCAUAUUCGCGGAAAAGUGCGCACUGGUCUCGCGACGAACAUGACAACUGACAAAUCAUUGUACUUCGAAAUUUUCAAGAAGCAACUCCUCUAA